Aspergillus homomorphus CBS 101889 is the source of this 3552-nucleotide messenger RNA. RefSeq names its product putative alpha,alpha-trehalose-phosphate synthase subunit Tps2 (gene orlA). Gene Ontology annotation, biological process: cellular response to heat; trehalose biosynthetic process; fungal-type cell wall organization. The record is from RefSeq and is a predicted model, not a curated record. The coding region runs from base 267 to 3104 and encodes 945 amino acids. Gene Ontology annotation, cellular component: cytosol; alpha,alpha-trehalose-phosphate synthase complex (UDP-forming). The transcript has 4 exons. Gene Ontology annotation, molecular function: catalytic activity. Lineage: Eukaryota; Fungi; Ascomycota; Eurotiomycetes; Eurotiales; Aspergillaceae.
GUUCUUCCUCCUGUUCUUUUACUUCCACGUCAGUCUUUCUCUUUCUUGAGAAUUUGAUUAGAUUGUUGUCGGUCGCUCAUAUUACCUGUUGCUCUCGUCUUCCCAUCCUGCUUCAUGGCCUAAUUCGCAGCUUUACCGUCGGUCCCCUCUCCCCACCCAUCAUUACUACUUCUAGCUUAUCUCUCACUCAAUCGCCGCCACUCUUUCUUUUACCCCCCUCAAUUCCCUUCUCCCAGCAUUGUCUCCCAUCCUUGUCCGCUUCCGUCAUGGCCCCCGAACAACGGGCUUGCACCAACCUGCCCGAUGGCCAGCCCAAUCCGGGUCCCAUCGGGUCUGGUCUAAGUGUUCUGGGCGAGGAUGCUUUCCUACAAGCUUCCAAUGCCACGCCAGACCUGGCAGAUGAACCCAAACAGCCGGUCGUCUCUGAUGGCCCUUCUUACUUCUCCGAUAUCGCGGCCAAUCCAACAGCCGCCACUCCCUCCAGCGUCGCCUCCCCUUCCACGCCUGCCCAGGCGGCUAAAGAUGCGAAAUCAGGACGUGAACUACUGCGUCGGUUAAGCCUAGUAGGCACACCCACGUUGUCAGACAUGGAUCCACGCGAGCAAUACCCGGGCUUGCGCCUUACCGGCCGAAUCAUCAGCGCUGCCUUCUGCGUUCCGUACAAACUCUACUUGCGAUCCGGUUCGGAUUGGGAACUGAAACCCCGCCCCGGAACAUCUGCCCUCUUCGACUCCUUGGCCUAUCUCGGCUCUCCAGAAUCAAAAUGGUCUCACACCCUCGUGGGUUGGACGGGUGAGGUAGAGCCAGCACAAGAGACGGCUUUGCCUCUGCAGGUCCCCAUCAACACUAGCGCCAAGUUACCCACCACCGUGAAUGGAUCCGCCAUUCCUCUGAACAAAGCAGCGGCUCCAGUGCCGGUCGAUGUUAACCAAAGACCGCCAAGUCAUCCUCUCCUGGAAGGACUUCAAGUAGGCCAAUCUGAUCGAGAUCGACUUGAAAGGCAAAUGAGUUCCAGUCGCUACGGCAAAAUUGCCCCAGUCUGGCUAUCGGCUGAGUCGGAUGCCCCUGAGGAUACCAUCCUCUUGGAAGACCAGGGACGUUGGAGACGUUACGCUGAAAGGGAGUUAUAUCCCCUGCUUCAUUACAAACAGCAUGGUCCCACGGAUGGAAGAUCCGAGCGCACGUGGUGGGCCGACUAUGUCCGAAUGAACCGACUCUUCGCGGAUCGUAUCGUGGAGGAAUACAAGGAGGGUGACAUUGUUUGGAUUCACGACUACCAUCUCUUCCUUUUACCGAGCAUGUUACGGCAACGUAUCCCCAACGUCUACAUCGGGUUCUUCUUGCACGCACCGUUUCCUAGCAGCGAGUUCAUGCGCUGUCUCGCCAAGCGGAAGGAGGUGCUCACUGGGGUCCUUGGUGCGAACAUGAUCGGGUUCCAAACCUUCUCCUAUUCCCGCCACUUCUCAUCCUGCUGCACCCGUGUUUUGGGCUUCGACUCCAACUCAGCCGGAGUCGAUGCAUAUGGCGCUCAUGUAGCUGUUGAUGUGUUUCCUAUCGGCAUCGAUACAAGUGCUAUCCAACGAGCAGCUUUUGAAUCUGCUGAGAUCGAACAGGCGGUCUUGGGGAUUCGCAAGCUGUACGCCGGUAAGAAGAUUAUUGUUGGUCGUGAUCGGCUGGACAGUGUCCGUGGCGUCGCGCAGAAGCUGCAGUCCUUCGAAGUAUUCCUUGAGAAGUACCCGGAAUGGCGUGAUAAGGUGGUCUUGAUCCAAGUGACAAGUCCCACUAGCGUCGACGAGCAAAAGGAGGAGAACAAGAUCGCUAGCCAGAUUUCCAAUCUUGUCUCCACCAUCAAUGGACGAUUUGGAUCUCUGAGCUUUUCACCCGUCAAAUACUACCCGCAAUACCUCUCCCCGCACGAGUAUUUUGCACUGCUGCGGGUGGCUGACGUGGGCCUGAUUACGACGGUUCGAGAUGGGAUGAACACGACGAGUUUAGAGUAUAUCAUCUGUCAACAGAACAACAAUGGUCCGUUGAUUCUUUCUGAGUUUUCGGGUACAGCGGGAACACUCUCCAAUGCUAUUCACAUUAAUCCGUGGGACACGGUGGGGGUUGCGGGUGCCAUCAAUAAAGCUCUAUGCAUGUCUCCCGAAGAGAAAUUGACACAACAGCAGAAACUCUACAAGCAUGUCACUGCCAACACAGUUUCAGCCUGGUCUAAGCAGUUCCUCACUCGUUUGCUCACCAAUCUGUCUUCCUUCGAUCAGUCGGUCGCAACACCAGCUCUGGAUAGAGUCAAACUCUUGAAGCAGUACCGCAGAGCUCGUAAGAGGUUGUUCAUGUUUGAUUAUGAUGGAACCCUCACUCCAAUCGUGAAGGAUCCUCAGGCAGCCAUUCCAUCAGACCGUGUUCUUCGCACUCUCAAGACCCUGGCUGCAGACCCAAGGAAUGCCGUAUGGAUUAUCAGUGGCCGCGAUCAAGCUUUCCUGGAUGAAUGGAUGGGCCAUAUUCCUGAGUUGGGACUAAGUGCCGAGCAUGGAUGUUUCAUUAGGAAGCCUCACUCCGAUGACUGGGAAAACCUGGCCGAGCGAAGCAAUAUGGGCUGGCAGAAGGAGGUGAUGGAAACAUUCCAGCACUUUACUGAACGGACUCAGGGCUCUUUCAUCGAAAGAAAGCGGGUCGCUCUCACAUGGCAUUACCGGCGCGCCGAUCCCGAAUACGGCGCAUUUCAAGCCCGAGAGUGCCGAAAAGCACUCGAAGAGACAGUGGCCAAGCGUUGGGAAGUUGAAGUCAUGUCGGGUAAGGCAAAUUUGGAGGUGCGGCCGACUUUCGUGAACAAGGGUUUCAUUGCCACCCGCUUGGUCAACGAGUAUGGAAAUGAGCCGGGAGAUGCACCUGAGUUCAUCUUCUGUUCAGGCGAUGACUUUACAGAUGAGGACAUGUUCCGUGCUCUGCAGGGAUUCGACUUGCCCCAAGACCAUGUUUAUUCGGUCACUGUUGGGGCAAGCUCGAAGCAAACAGCCGCCAGCUGGCAUCUCCUCGAGCCAGCGGAUGUGAUUGAAACGAUUUCGAUGCUGAACAACAGCUCUUGCUCCCAAGAGUAUUAAGUUGCUCGACGCUCCUCGCACGGCCGGGACGCCCCCUAUUCUCUUUCCGUUUUCCUAGACUUUAGCUUCGCGUUCAUGCCUAUUAUAUAUCUUAUGUUUCGUCCCGGGCGUAGAGGCGGGGUAGCGAUGAUGGCUGAUUUGUUAGAGUUCAAGACGAACGAGGGAAGAUGCGCUCGUCGGGCAUCGGAAUGAACAUCGGAGAAAGAGAGGGAGAGAGAGGAAGAGAGAGGAAGGACGAUCGUCCCUUGUUCGCUCCUGAGCUCGAUAGCCAUUGUUACUAUCUUCCCUCUGGACUGCUUGAUAGAUGGUCAAAGUGAAGUUGAUACGCUACCUUGCAAGUUCGUGAUGUCCAAAAGAGCAUAGUGCACUUGAAAGAUACAUAGAGAGGAGUUUUGUCGGCUCUUGUGCCCCAAUGAACAUUGAGUGCCUUACAGUAUACAGAAUACAG